AAGACGCGCCCAGGUUCAUUUCACAGUACGAACUCCUACCGGUGCUCAUCCAGAGUCAGAGUGCAGUGUGGGGUUAGACAUCUCAUGGAAAUCAACUGAUUUUAUUUACCGGAUACACAUACUUUAAGGGGAAUCAGUGUUUAACAAUAUGAACUCGUGAAGUAAGAGAAAACCAAGCCCUUCACUUCGAAGACCACUUGACCAGCAGUCAUGGAAGGCAAAGAGGAGAUCAGUGAUACUGACAGUGGGGUUAUUCUGCAUUCUGGGCCUGACAGCCCCACCACAGUGAUGAAGGAUGUAAAAACUCAUACUCGGGUCAUGAAACUGAAGCAGCAAGCUCUGGAGGACAGGCUGAAGACUUGCUUAAAGGAGCUUAAGAAACUCUGCAUCAGAGAGGCCGAGCUCACAGGACAUUUGUCCUCCGACUAUCCCCUGUUACCUGGAGAGAAGCCGCCUCAAAUUCGCAGGCGCAUUGGAGCUGCUUUUAAGUUAGAUGAGCCAAGCAUUCUACAUAGAACUGAGGACUCUGAGCUGAGCUCUGUUGAGGCUGAUCUGGCUCUUCAGCAGCAGAUAUACAUGGCGGCCCAGAGGCUGUGUCAGGAGAAACAUCUCAGCAAGGCGGUGAAGAAGAGUCAUCUACAGCAGUACCAGCGUGAGGAAAGGAAACUCAAAAAUCUUCAGGAAGCCGUGUUCAGGUUGCAACUGGAACACGGCCGAUCCACACCACGCCCUGGCAUGAUGGCACAGAGAGGCGCUUCAGACGAUAGCUCAUUGUCAGACUCGGCUGUGCUUGAUGAGGAGGAACUGUCUUCCCAGCUUUCUUCAGAGCCUCCUGCUCCUUCUGUAGAUCUUCACCCUCCACAUAUUAACAUUUCUCAUCCCGCUCCUCAUACACCUAUAGGCCCCUCCUACCAGCCCCUCGAGGCCAUUUCCCAUCAAACCCCCCCACAAUCCCUGGAGGACUUGCACACAUGCCAGAGUCCAAUCUUAGAGCAUGACCCUUCCCCCAUUCAAAACUCUCCCUGGAUGGAGACUAGUUUGGACCAGCCCUAUCAAAAAAAUAAAAGAUCUAAUAGCAUCAAAUCCAGUCCUGCUGUUACCCCCACGUUGCCUCCUCUUGAGGUUUGUCUUGCGGAGGCCGGGAUACCACUGCAAAUACCCACCCAUGCUGCCCUGAAACACACACAGUCCUGCAGCGCACCCUCCACUCCAGAGAUGCACCUGCGCAGGAGACAAUCCAUUGGAUUUCCCAGGACUGAACGUAACCCGUAUGAUCCCGAGCGGGAGCGUGGGCGCUCAAGGGGCCCCAGGAGACGGUUGACAGACUUUGUGGUGCCACCAUCAGAAUACUCCCCCGUAAGAUUGAAUGUUGGAAAUCCUGUGUACUACUCUAGUUCUGAGGACAGCAACUCGGAGCACUCGGUGCAGUCCUACGCCAGCUCGCCCUGCCAGGAGCACCCUGGGGAACUUCCGUGGCCCUACCAACUUCAGUACGGAUAUCAUUAUUCCAGCCUAGCCGAUAGCCAUAUACCACAAAGAUCCUCCCCUACCCACCUCUACAAGAACCCUCAGUACCAGUCCUCACCUAGUUUUUCAAGAGGGUACGUGGAGGACGGAUGGGGUCACCCCUUAGAAAUGGACAGCGGAAGGUCGUACUUAAGCCACCAGGCCCCUUCACCUGUUUAUUCUUCAAAUGGUCACUAUGAGUACUACUACAGUGAGGCUUUGCCCUCCCAGCCACGAAGUUGCAGGUUGUUACCCGCCCACGUGAAACUGUCACGGGCCCCUUCGCUAAGAGAGUGUCCUCAGCACCCUAGCAGGGGCCUGCCGCGGCAGGUGGUGUCAGAGGAACUCAAAUCAUGGCAUCAGCGCAGCCAACUCCUACCGCCUCGACCUCACUCACUGGAUCGCAACAGGCAGGGCGCACUCCGCAUCCGAAAUGCACCUGGGCAAGAGUCCCCACUUUCGCUUUCCCAGCACCACAGGUUCCAGGAACAACAGGUAUCCCAGAAAUGGGUCAAUCUGGGGACUCCAGAUAGGAUGUAUGAGGAUGACUCUGAGGUUGCCAGCCAGGUGUGAAACCAUGGAAACCCUUCUGACGAGAGUCAUAUUUAUUCAAUAAUUUAUUGAGCUAAUGGACUAAAGUAUAGACUUUUAACAUCGAUAAAACACACACAUAGGGAUAUGUCUAGAAGGCAUCACUUUCUAUGAAAUGCCUCGUCCCAAAAUGAGUUUUACUGUGAAAGACAAUUUUUUAAAAUGUUUUAUAGAUUUUUUAUAGAUUAACAUACUUACAGAUUUUUUUGUACAAUGAAAUAAAAACAAUAUUUGUUACUAAGUGUAUUUUUAUGUUUCUUGGUUAUGCUAAUACUAAGAUCAAUAAAGUUUGUGAUUUAAAAAUGA
Rhinichthys klamathensis goyatoka is the source of this 2403-nucleotide messenger RNA. It is a transcript of the gene inavab, whose product is annotated as innate immunity activator b. The record is from RefSeq and is a predicted model, not a curated record. The transcript is spliced from 10 exons. Gene Ontology annotation, biological process: adherens junction maintenance; positive regulation of protein ubiquitination. NCBI's taxonomy places the organism in Eukaryota, Metazoa, Chordata, Actinopteri, Cypriniformes, Leuciscidae. The coding region runs from base 211 to 2079 and encodes 622 amino acids.